CCGCUUCUCCGCGGCCAGCAGCAGCGGCCUCUCCAGGGGGACUCUCGCCUGCGCCCCCCGCGCGUCCCCGCGCCCGCCCUUGCCGCUCUCGCCGCCGCUUGCCCUUGGCUCUGCGGCGCAGGAGGGCUGCCGCCGCCGCCGCCGCUGCCCCUUCCUUGCCGGGCGCCUGAUCGCCCUUCCCCGCUGCCCCGGACCGCUGACUGGCGGCUUCUUCUGGCUUCUCUCGGAGCUGCCUCCGAGCCUUUUUCGGGGAGGGAUGUCCAAUCGUAAGUCUCCCUCCCUUUAGAGAGAGAAUUUGAACUCCACCACCACCCCCUUUUUUAACUCAGCAGGCUCUAAGUUUUCUUUUCUCACUCUCCUUGGGGGAGAAAAUACUGCAGGGAUUCUUGUUUUGGGGGUCGAGGAGGAAAAGUACCCCAUCUUAACCUGGAUUUCUCUAUUAUGAGAGCUUUACAAGAUCAGCCUUGGUUUAGAUUUCAUUUCGCUGCCCCCCUCUUCUAAUGAAGGGCUUCCCUGCAAGCAGGCUGCUCUCAGCAUUUUUGUGUUUGGGGUUUAUUUAGUUUAGGGAAGAAGCCGUCCCAGGGCAGCAGAUCCGCCCGUUUUCUGGGGAAGAGGAGGAAAAUGCAGGCAAAACUCCUGGGAACUCCUUGCUCAUUCCGCACUCUGCCCUUCCUGUUUGGGAUCGCAGCUCUCCUGGGGCUGCUACCUGUGCUGAACGGCCAUGAAGCCCCCAUGGAGGUUACGCCACCCUCGCACUCCUCAAAGGCACUCAUCUCUGUGAUCGAGAGCAUCACUGCGGCUCCCCCGGCAUCCCAGGAGCUUCAUCCGGUAUCCACACACUCCCAGAACACCUCGGCCGGCGGACACGGCAAGCACCGGAAACCUUUUCCUGUCGUGGGUAUCCAGUACAAAAGUGUGCGGGUCCCCUUUGAGAUCGCGCUCUGGAUCCUGCUGGCAUGCCUCAUGAAGCUGGGAUUCCAUGUGAUUCCCACCAUCUCCCGCAUCGUGCCGGAGAGCUGCUUGCUCAUCGUCGUCGGACUGCUGGUUGGAGGGCUGAUCAAGGCCGUGGGCGAGGACCCCCCAGUCCUCCGCUCGGAUGUCUUCUUCCUCUUCCUCCUCCCGCCCAUCAUCCUGGAUGCGGGCUACUUCCUGCCACUGCGCCAGUUCACGGAGAACUUGGGCACCAUCCUGAUCUUUGCGGUCGUGGGCACGCUGUGGAACGCGUUCUUCGUGGGGUCGCUGCUGUUUGGCGUGUGCCAGAUCGGCGUCGCUGGUCUGACGGACAUUGGCCUGAUAGCCAACCUGCUGUUUGGCAGCAUCAUCUCGGCAGUAGACCCUGUUGCCGUCCUGGCUGUGUUCGAGGAGAUCCACAUCAACGAGCUUCUGCACAUCUUGGUGUUUGGGGAGUCCUUGCUCAACGAUGCGGUUACAGUGGUCCUCUACCACCUCUUUGAAGAGUUUGCGACAUUCGAGCAGGUCUCCAUCACGGACAUCAUCCUGGGCUUCCUCAGCUUCUUCGUGGUGGCCCUGGGAGGCGUCUUUGUUGGAGUCGUCUAUGGCGUCAUCGGAGCCUUCACCUCUCGCUUCACUUCCCAUAUCCGCGUCAUCGAGCCCCUCUUCGUCUUUCUUUACAGCUACAUGGCGUAUUUGUCCGCCGAACUCUUCCACCUUUCAGGCAUCAUGGCGCUCAUUGCUGCCGGGGUGGUUAUGCGCCCAUAUGUGGAAGCCAACAUCUCCCAUAAGUCGCACACCACCAUCAAGUACUUCCUGAAGAUGUGGAGCAGUGUCAGCGAGACCCUCAUCUUCAUCUUCCUCGGCGUCUCCACCGUGGCCGGGAAGCAUCACUGGAACUGGACCUUUGUCAUUAGCACCCUGAUUUUCUGCUUGAUCGCCAGGGUUCUAGGUGUCCUCGGGCUGACAUGGUUCAUCAACAAAUUCCGCAUUGUGAAGCUGACCCCGAAAGAUCAGUUCAUCAUUGCCUACGGCGGCCUGCGAGGGGCGAUCGCCUUCUCCCUGGGCUUCCUCCUGGAAUACAAGCAUUUCCCCAUGAGAGAGAUGUUCCUCACGGCCAUCAUCACCGUCAUCUUCUUCACUGUCUUUGUGCAGGGCAUGACGAUCCGCCCUUUGGUGGACCUUCUAGCCGUGAAGAAAAAGCAAGAGACGAAGCGGUCCAUCAAUGAGGAAAUUCACACACAGUUCCUGGAUCACCUUUUGACAGGGAUUGAGGAUAUAUGUGGCCACUAUGGCCACCACCAUUGGAAGGACAAGCUGAACCGCUUCAACAAGAAAUACGUGAAGAAGUGCCUGAUUGCCGGGGAGCGAUCGAAAGAGCCCCAGCUGAUCGCCUUCUAUCACAAGAUGGAGAUGAAGCAAGCCAUCGAGCUGGUGGAGAGUGGAGGAAUGGGCAAGAUCCCCUCUGCUGUUUCCACCGUUUCCAUGCAGAAUAUCAAUCCAAAAACCUUGCCUGUGGAACGCUUCCUGCCAGCUCUUUCGAAGGACAAAGAGGAGGAGAUCCGGAAGAUCCUGCGUAACAACUUGCAAAAAACCCGACAGAGGCUGCGUUCAUAUAACCGACACACCUUGGUGGCAGACCCGUACGAAGAGGCCUGGAACCAGAUGUUGCUGCGAAGGCAGAAAGCUCGGCAGCUGGAACAGAAGAUAAACAACUAUUUAACGGUGCCGACACACAAGAUCGAUUCUCCAACCAUGUCACGGGCGCGCAUUGGCUCAGACCCGCUGGCCUAUGAUCCCAAGCCAGACUCGGAGAACCUGCCCAUCAUCACCAUCGACCCAGCCUCCCCGCAGUCUCCCGAGUCUGUUGACCUGGUGAACGAGGCGCUGAAGGGGAUGAACCGCCUCCCUCCAUCCCCGGAAGAAGAUGAGGACGAGGAAGGGCUGGUGAUGCGCGCCAAAGAGCCUUCCUCUCCGGGCACAGAUGAUGUGUUCACCCCCGGAACUGGCGACAGCCCAAGCAACCAGCGGAUAAUGCGAUGCCUGAGUGACCCUGGGCCUCGGCCCGACCCGGAAGAGGGGGAGCCCUUCAUCCCCAAAGGACAGUGAGCCUUGAGUUGCACUGCUAGACCUGGCCUGUCUAGGGGAGCUUCCUGUACAUGUGCUCACACAUGCACGCUCCGUCACCCACUCAGGCGUGCAUACGUAGACACACAUAUAUAUCUAUCAUGGACUCUCUCUCUCUCUCUCUCUCUCUCUCUCUCUCUCUCUCUCUCUCUCUCUUUCUCUUCUCUCUCUCUUUCUCUUCAUUUUGGAAGCUGUGCUAGGAGGUCUGACAAAAUCAAAUGGAACACACCUCAUGCCAACUGGGCAGCUUUGCCAAGGAAGCAUCCGCUGAACUUGAAUUCCUUUUCCUGGAAAAAAAACAAAAGCUGGUAUCCCUACACCAGCAAGAGGAACGUCUCCUCAAGGACGGGGUGUCUUUUGCCCAAGUGCUGCUUUUUCCUGCCAUGUCAAGAAACUGCUGUCGGUUGGGCACCUGAAACCUCUUGUGCGUUUGCACUUUGGAGAGCUGGUCUUUUGUUGCUGUUGCACUUUCCCACCUGCACGCACAAACACGCCCACCCUCUAAAUGCACCAGAAAAUCUGAGGAAAUUCUGGGUUGCCUUGCAGCGUGCAAACAGGGGCUCCAGCCGGGUGGCUCUCAAGUUGUGCCGGUCCCCCUGCAACACCCUUCUGAGCCCGGGCGCAGUUCAGGCAUGCCCAAGGCAGAUGGUGACAUUGGACCUUCAGGGCACGCUGCUUUAACUCCCCAGUUCUAUUUCCAGCUUGUUCUCUGCUCACACUGAUCUUGGGAGCAGCAGGCCUCUCAGCUGCUCUUCCUCCAAAGAGGGUCCAUGACUCUCUGAGCCAGGUGUGCUUUAAACCCAGUUGGUUUUACUUUAUUUUUAGAGGAUUUCUGGCUCAGAGGGAGUUAGUUGUUAUGACAUUUCAACAGUGCUUAGUGCCUCCACCCUCAACUCAGAUGCCACACUUUUUUUCUGACACCCGUUUCUAGUACCAGGCAAUAGUUGAGUGACAGCUGUCACUCCAUGCAUUAUAAUAGGAAAGAGGGAUCUUUUUUAAAUUCUGUGAAGCCAUAGCUAAGUUAUUCUCACCCUUUCAGCUCCUGAACCGUAUGGUUGCUGAGUUUAGUUUUUCUUGAAUUGAUUGAGGAAAAACAUGAGCCAUUUGCUCCCUAGAACCUAACCUUGAUGUGUGCGCAGACACUAAGGUUUGACCUUGUGCCAGUUUGGGAAAUUAGGUGGGUGAGCUGGCUUGAGGGCACAGCUCCCCCUGCCCAUCUCCACUACCUGUCAGGAUUUGCACAGCCGUACAUGACACGGGUCACACCACCUGCUCCAUUCCGUACUCUCCAAUGUCCCCUUGGCUGAGCGCCUCUUUGCUUCCCCCUUCCCUGGAGCGACUCGCUCGUUCAUCAUGGUCUAAGUUACUUUACAAACGGCACACACUCUCAAAGAGCCUUUUGUUGACCAAAGAUGACUAUGUGGUUGUACAUAUCAAAUUGCUACUUUAUUUUUUUAUUUCAUUUCUUUUUAAAAAUACAGGGUAACUUGUUUUUUAAAGGGUGACAAAGGAUUCCUUGAAGGUCCCUGGAAUGCCUGUCAGGAGCUCACACCCCCUGCUCUGUCCGAGGGCAGACAAGCUGCAGAGACACACGACUUGCCCCCCCGGGGGGGGGGGGGGGGGUGGGGGCAACUGGUAGCCCUCCAGGUGUGAGACUGCAGCUCCUAAAUCCUGCAUUGCUGGCCGAGGCUUCCAGGCCCUGAGCCAUCCACCCCUGCCCCAGUGAAUAUCUCUAAUCAUCCCCCCUUCCCUUCUUACCGACUCAGAACAUUUAAUCUUCUAGAUAGCUAGGUUGGGUCUUCCCUUUUAGCAAUAUGUGAUCCAGAAAAGAUGUAAUCCCAGCCCGUCACUUCUUCCACAGAUACCUCUCCCAGCAGGGAACACCCCUCCCCACCAGCCCCGCUCUCUAUAGCACACUCCCCACUCUUUUCCUGCAAGGGGCUCCAUCACCCUUCUGUAGACGGUGCAGUUCUUCCCAUGCCUCGUUCAGUCGCCUCCCCCAAUUUCUUCACUGCCUCCACCACCAUUCUGGGUUUCUUGGGAUUUGGCCUCUCUCAUUCGCCUGCUCUAUAAAACUCCAACUCUCUCUUUGCUGACACACAUGCUCUAUACAAAAAGCCAAAGCACCAUGAUUAUUCUAUAAGCAGAAGUAAAUCCAUCCUUAGAAUAAAAGCAAGACCCAGAGGAAUUUUUCCCCCAUGAUGCAGGAGAGCAGGGCAUGGUCUGCUAAGACGAGGUCUUGUCUACAGAACAAGCAGAUCUGUGGAGUCCAAAUGGGGAGAGCGUGAACAAAUGCAGGCAAACUUUGGUAGUUGGAAGCCUUCUGUAUUCCACAACCCUGGAAAAAAAUGCAGUGCAGGGGAUCCAAAAGCAGGAUGCAGCAAGUCCGCCCUGCAGGAGUUCAGCAGCAGCACCUGCAGGGCAAGGAGAAAGGCGACGAGGAUCCAGAGCCAGCUCCUCUUCCCCACUCCUGCACGCAUGCGGCUCCGCAAGAAUGCCUGAAUAGGGCUGUGAUCCAACUGGGGACAGUCCCACUCCAGGCAACAGGUGCGGGAAGAGGCAGAUUUAAUGCCUCCCCAUGGGGGAGGGGGGAAUGCUCUGCACAUAGGAAACCAGCAUGGCGAGGGAGCGUGUGCUAGUCUAGCUUUUGCCUUACGAUGAUCUUAUUUUUUCUUUGUGGGGAAUUGCACCAAUUUGUGGGGAGGAUUAAGGCAUGCUCCCACCCUGUAAUCUGAAGUGAUAUGGUCUACGGAUAGUUCGGCCAAGCACUCUGCCUCCUGCUUAGAGCAGCCCCAAGGCCAGUGGAGGGCAACGUGUGGCCCUCCAAAGACUGGACUGCAACUUUGCUCAGCCAUACCCGACCUAGUCAGUGGUGAGGGAUUCUGGAACUGGCAGUCCAGGAACAUUCGGGGACUACAAAUGGCCCACCCUGCCUUAGCAGAAGAUGGCCUUCCGUGGCCAGAUGCUGAGGGAUUCCCCAUGGUUUCCCAGCCUACAACGCUCACUAGUCCUAACUAGUGCACUAUGGAGGGGUGAUGGAGUCUGUGAGCCAAAACAUCUGGGGUGGCAGGAGUGGCUUGGCCCUGCAGCAAGAGAGAUCCGAACUAUUCCAACAUUUUGUAGCUGUGACGGUUGGACAUGUGCUGCGCGUACCGUGGGGGGACGCAAGACAAAGCGACGGGGGCUGCCCACAAUCCAGGAUCAGCUCUGCACUUCAGCUACCAAACUGGACAUUGUGGUCCUGCCUCCAAGAAGUCUUUCAAGGGGGGUGCUGUGCUGGUGCCCGCUGAUUUUUUCUAGUAGUCCGUAGCCUUCCCUCCUGCCCUCCCCCAAGGAGGCACGUCCUCUCUUGGCCCCGGUGCCGUGCCUUUUUAGCCAUACAGUGUCUGCCCGUGCGAAAUGGUGUUGUGAUUUGCCGCUCUGUUUGCCUGGUUGACCCUGGCAACCCAUACGGAAGGGCCGAGCCUUGGCCCGUCCUUUGCUCUGUGUGUGCUUGUCUGUAUUUCCAUCCAAGUAGUGGCCACCCCCAACUCCCGGGACCCUCACCCUGCACCAGAGGUGACGAGCUGCAAGCGGCACAGGUGAGCGAAAGGGGACGAGCGGCAGAAAGGGGGCCCCCCAGCUUGCCCCCCACAAUUCUGUAUUCUCUAUUUAACUUGGGCUUUGCCUUUGCUCUCUGCUUCAGGCUGGGCGGGAGCCCAAUAGCCCGCAACGGCCUGUAUCGUGCUUUCGUGUCUAAAUGCUCUGCCUCCAGCACAGAGCUGUUAAAGCAAUGAAAACUAUUGUAUAAAAAUAUGUGUAAAAAGAGUCUUUUUACAUAAAUAUUCUAAUAAAUGAAUGUUUUAAUUUUUCA
Molecule: messenger RNA, 6931 nt
Organism: Varanus komodoensis (Komodo dragon)
Lineage: Eukaryota; Metazoa; Chordata; Lepidosauria; Squamata; Varanidae
Gene: SLC9A1
Product: solute carrier family 9 member A1
Exons: 12
Coding region: 622-3060 (812 amino acids)
Biological process (GO): proton transmembrane transport; sodium ion transport; regulation of pH
Cellular component (GO): membrane
Molecular function (GO): sodium:proton antiporter activity
Source: RefSeq, a predicted model, not a curated record